Messenger RNA from Rhizopus microsporus ATCC 52813, 1104 nucleotides. Its product is annotated as RhoGAP-domain-containing protein. Gene Ontology annotation, cellular component: cytoplasm. Gene Ontology annotation, biological process: signal transduction; regulation of GTPase activity. The coding region runs from base 1 to 1104 and encodes 367 amino acids. The record is from RefSeq and is a predicted model, not a curated record. The transcript has 4 exons. Lineage: Eukaryota; Fungi; Mucoromycota; Mucoromycetes; Mucorales; Rhizopodaceae.
AUGCUAUUUACAAAACAAAAACAUGGAAUAGACGCAUACUUUCAUGAAGGAAUAUUUGGUGUUCCAUUAUGUGAUGCUGCUAAAUCAGGCUCAUUUCUUUGGGAUCUUUGUGUGCCUGAUCCAGUCUAUCUAUGCUUUCUUGAGAUAUGCAAAAGAGGCCUCGGCACAGAGGGAUUGUUUCGUCUAUCGGGUGCAACAGCAGAGGUUGUAUCACUUGAAAACAAGAUCAAUAUGUGUACAGCAGAAGAAAGAAAGCUGAUUGAUUUAUCUCACUAUGACAUUCAUACACUCACCAGCCUUGUCAAAAAAUAUUUGCGUGAAUUACCUGAACCUGUUAUUCCAAAUGCAUUCCAUGAGGAACUACAAGCUAUAGACCUUGAACAACCCAAUGCUAUUCAACAAAUAUCUUCUAUUCUCAUCAAGUUACCCUUUUACAACCGACAAUUAAUACACGCUAUUCUGAUCAUGGCAGGAAAAAUUCAAGAUCACGUCAAUCGUAAUAUGAUGUCUCCAGAAGCAUUAGCCACUGUGUUUGCGCCUGUUUGUACUGGAUUUGAACAUUCGUUAAGAGACAUGAAGAUAUCCACUUCGUCUACGAUCUCAAACAGUAGCACGCAUAGCACAUUUAGAAGACAUAAAAAUAACAUUCAAGCAUCAGGUAUGAUUGACCAGCAUAUAAAGCGAAAUAAACAAUGGACAAAUAUCUGGACAUCAAUGAUUGAACAUCAUGCAUCGUUAAUUACUAUAUUGGAUAAACAACAUUAUACAUUGAUGGAACAUAACAAGAUGGGUAAUGCGACUGUAUCUGCUUUUAAUUAUCGUCGUCAGUAUCAUCAUUAUCAGAACAGAACCUUGCCUUCACCUUAUUCAACCAGCCCUUCGCCUAGUCCACCUCCUGUUCCACCUAAAGAUAUCAUUUAUCCUAUUCAUAAAGAUAAUGAUCCAAUAGAAGGUAUCCCUGUUGUCAAACCCACUAUAUAUUCAACAGAUGAAACUGCUUCCAUCAAGACAUCAGCACCUUCACUCUCAAAAAAAAGCUCUUUUUUUCUCUUACCAAAAUCAAACACACUAAGAAAGAUAUUGUCGACAAGCACACUUAGAUAA